This is a messenger RNA of Eimeria maxima, 762 nucleotides long. Its product is annotated as carbonyl reductase, putative. The transcript is spliced from 6 exons. Bases 1 to 762 code for a protein of 253 amino acids. The record is from RefSeq and is a predicted model, not a curated record. NCBI's taxonomy places the organism in Eukaryota, Apicomplexa, Conoidasida, Eucoccidiorida, Eimeriidae. Gene Ontology annotation, molecular function: oxidoreductase activity.
AUGAAGGCCACUGGGGCCUUCGUCGUCACGGGGGCCAACAAAGGCAUUGGGUUUGAAACAGUGAGGGAGUUGGGCAAAAGGCUGAACCUGAAGGAAGCUGCCAUUGUUCUUUGUUCUCGUACAUUAGCCGCGGGCGAUUCAGCAAUAUCAUCCCUGGCUAAGGAGGGUAUUAUAGCGGACCUGGAACUGCUUGACAUUACAGACAGAAGGAGCCGAAGGAACUUCAUUUUCUCACUGCAAAACAAGUACAAGCAUGUUGCCUGUCUUGUCAAUAACGCAGGCAUCGCUUUCAGACCUGGACUCAUAAAACCGCUUGCUGAACAGGCAAAGGCCACUUGCGAUGUGAACUACUACGGAACUCGAGAUAUCACGAUAGGCCUCGCUCCCCUGUUCGGAAAUAAUGCAAAAGUGAUAUUUCUCACAUCGAAUCUCGAGAACGCGGGACCUCCAUUCAUGAGCAGAAGUAACCGUGACAGGCUGCUGUCCAAUACUGUCACUGUCAAGACCGCCGUCAUUGGCUUGACGGCUGCAUUGGCCCGCCAGGCUGAGAAAGGCACUUUGAAUCCAGAUGCUGAAGGAAUCAUUAUCACUGCAUGCUACCCAGGGUGGUGUAAGACAGAUAUGGCAGGGUGGGAAAUUCCGCCGCUGUCAGCAGCAGACGGAGGUAAAGUAGUGGCUCAGCUAGUACUAGGCGCGGGCAGAAGGGAACACGGGAAGCUCGUGGUAGAAGGCAGAGAAAUAAAGACACCUUCUCAGCUGUAG